Messenger RNA from Aphanomyces invadans, 2247 nucleotides. RefSeq lists its product as hypothetical. Bases 1 to 2247 code for a protein of 748 amino acids. Gene Ontology annotation, biological process: poly(A)-dependent snoRNA 3'-end processing; nuclear polyadenylation-dependent rRNA catabolic process; histone mRNA catabolic process. Gene Ontology annotation, molecular function: nucleic acid binding; nucleotide binding; 3'-5'-RNA exonuclease activity. Gene Ontology annotation, cellular component: nuclear exosome (RNase complex); nucleolus. The transcript has a single exon. The record is from RefSeq and is a predicted model, not a curated record. NCBI's taxonomy places the organism in Eukaryota, Oomycota, Saprolegniomycetes, Saprolegniales, Verrucalvaceae.
AUGGCGCUGCCGCCGGACUACGUCGACGGGCUGUACCGCAAGGUCCUGAUGUCCGUGAAGGCAUCGAAUGCGAUUCCGACGGACGACGAGGACUACCACUUCCAACACAAGUUUAACCAGGACUUCCGCGACGGUGUCGAGACGUUGGGAGUCCGCGUCACGGCGCUUCUCCAUCGCCUCCGCAGUGCCAAUUUCCCGCGCAACGACGACGUUGCCGACGACGACCUUGCCGACUUUGAUCCGCUGGAAGAGAAUGGGGCUCUCACGGAUCUUGUGGACGGACUCCUGGAAAAAGCGUCCCAGCAAAUCAUUCGAUUCCAAAAAGGCGAAGUCGACCCGUCGCCAUCGACCGCCGCGGCGCCACCGGUCGUGCUUCCAACUCCCAGUAGCUCCAAGGUGUCGUCUAGACCACAGGACUCGUUCGAAGACAAGAUUGACAACUCGGACGCGCCGUUUGUGUCCAAGUUGCGCGCCAAGUUGCACGCCGCCUCGACACCAGACGGCGGAAAUCCCGUUGACGACGAAGACGAGAUGUACCACCCCUACCGCAGCGAGAUCACGAACCUUGCGUACCAGCCUUGGCAAGUUGAACCGACUGCGUCGCACCCAGGCAUGAUUUCCCUCGACGACGCCACCUACACGUACGUCGACACGGUGGACGGGCUGGCGUCGAUGCUGGAGGCGCUCCAGGCCGUCCCGAUGUUCGCCGUCGAUCUGGAAAACCACAGCUUUCAUUCGUUUCAGGGUUUUCUGUGCCUCAUGCAGAUCUCGACGUGGGAUUGCGACUGGCUCGUCGACACGCUGGCCCUGCGGUCGCACCUCCACACGUUGAACGCGGUGUUCUGCGACCCGACCAAGCUCAAGGUCCUCCACGGCGCCGACUCGGACAUCGUGUGGCUCCAGCGCGACCUUGGCAUCUACAUCGUCAAUAUGUUUGACACGGGCCAGGCGGCGCGCGCGCUGCAGUACCCUCGCUUCUCUCUGGCGUACCUGCUCCAGACGCACUGCGGCGUCACGGCCGACAAGCAGUACCAAUUGGCGGACUGGCGCGUGCGACCGCUGGACGAGCACAUGGUCAAGUACGCCAGAGAAGACACUCGAUAUUUGCUGUUCAUCUACGAAGUCCUGAAGAAGGAGCUGCUCGCAGCGCCCACCAACUUGCUGUACCCGACGCUCAGCCGCAGCCAGACGCUGUGCUUGAGUGUGUACGAGAAGCCGCGCGUGCCGACUGCAGACGAUGUUAGCCACCUGUGCUUUAAGCUCAAAACGACCGUCGGGCUCCAAGUCAUCACAGACGCCCAAGUCGCGAUCAUGACGCAGCUCGUGUUGUGGCGGGAUCGCCUCGCGCGGACCACGGACGAGUCCCCUGGCUACGUGUGCCCAAAUGCGGUGCUCAUGAAGAUCACCAAGGGCCUGCCGGCGACGCCCGCCGCGCUCUUCCGGCUGUGCAAUCCCAUUCCGCCGCUCGUUCGAAAACACGCGUACGACAUCACUGUACUGCUCAAGCAAACACUGGCUGGCGUCCACGAACAAGGCAAGGCGUCCGUCGCGGCGCAGCACACCGUCAAACCCAUCGAGACAACGGUCGUGGGAAGUGUCGAGGUAACGGGGAUCAGCACCCAGCUGGACGACUUCAAGGGCUGGACCAACGUCGUGGCGCGCAAGGCCAAGGCGUGUGCAUCGUCAAGUCUCAUCUCGCCGAAGAAACCCAAAGCUGCCAGAAAGACCCCCAGCGACGACGCCAAGGCGAGGCCACGUCUGUUUGCCCCAAGUGAAGGCGAGUUGGAAGGUCGUGCCGUCGAUGUGUUGGAGAAAGUGCGGCAGGCGUUUGCUAGCAAGGAGUUUGUGAUCGUGGAUGUGUCGGGUGUCGCGGCCAGCGCGCCCACGGCACAACCCCCACUGACGCCGGUUCCACCAGCUAUCAAGGAGGACGUGGCUGUGCCGCUGUCUCUCACGGAAAAGUACCCCAAGCUAAAGAAGCGGAAAGCAGCCGAGGCGCCAGCCACCGUCGACACAGAUCACAAAAACGAGGAAGAAGACAAGGUGUCGUCGUUCCAGCCGUUCGACUACGCCAGCCAGACGCUGGCCAACUCGACGAUGGACCUCGACAUCAAGCCUGAGGUCCGAUCCAAGCGAAAGAAGGGCGGCGGGUACAACCCGUUCGUGCAAGCGACGGACGACAGCGGCAUGACAGCGAUCAACCAGAAGAAGGGAUACAACGCCCCGCGUAGUUCGACCUCUCGGUAG